Owenia fusiformis is the source of this 5892-nucleotide messenger RNA. The record is from the annotation of a GenBank genome assembly. Lineage: Eukaryota; Metazoa; Annelida; Polychaeta; Sabellida; Oweniidae.
GUAGAAGAAACCGGAUAUGGCGGGUUCUGCAAAUUCAAACAGAAAACUGGGCAGUAUUUGUAAUUAAAGUCCAGCAGAAUGGCAGAGGGCAGUAUGGGCUGCUACUUUGUACAGCCAAAUGAGGGAACAUGCUCAGAGAAUUCUCAAUUAACAUUCAAGGUUGCAGAAGAAAAAAUGUUGGAACCCAAAUGGAUAAAUGAAAAGGACUGUUUCGACUUCAAGACCAAACUUAAAAACACAUUUUUUGUAAUUGACCCAUUUGGGGGAGAAGCAUAUGAACAUUUGAAGAAUUUGGGAUGCAGAAUCCUUGGACCACAUGUAGUUUUAUGGGCCCUGAACAGUUUACAGAGUGUUCCAAAAUCUUCACACCCUUUGUACUGCCUGUCAAUGAAGGGAAUGCAAGUCAGCGUCACAAAUGUUUCUAAAAAGCAACGUGGUGAACUUCUAGAUCUAGUGUCUAUGAUGGGAGGUACACCAUGUAAGGACCUCACAAGUGAAGUCACACAUCUAGUGGCUGGAGAACCAGGCUCAAAGAAAUAUAUUGCUGCUGGGUCUUGGGGCAAGAAAAUCAUGUCUCCAGAAUGGGUUACUGAAGUAUGGAAACAAUGCCAAUCUGAGCCUGUGGGAGCUGACAAUGUUGCAUUUGAGAAAUUUCGCUGUCCAAUAUUCAAGGAUUUUGUGGUGACUGCUUCGGGAAUUUCAGCUCAGGAAAGAAAUGAAGUGAAACGCAUUGUCGAGGUUGAAGGAGGACGAUACACGGGAGAAAUGAAGAUAAACGAAUGUUCCCACCUCAUUAUUAACCACCCUAAAGGUCAAAAAUAUGAGUUUGCUCGAAAGUGGAAGAUUCAUAUAGUGACUUUCCAGUGGUUAUUGGAUAGUUAUGACAAGGGCUACUGCCAAGACGUUGCACUCUAUGGGGUGAAGGAUGAUCCUAAUUCCCACCCCCCUCCACAGGUCACCUCCACUCCAGCACACACUCAGCCAAGACGUCCAAGUGCAAUCAAUGACAUGAGUACUAUUGGUAAUAUGUCCACUACCAGUCAUAUAAAUGAGACCAACAUGACGUACAUGAGUCGAGUUAGUGAGGAACAAGACCCAUAUGAUGCUAUAGAUCUUACUCAAGAUAAGCCAGAUAUGUUCCUAGAUGGAUGCAAGAUUUUCCUGAGUGGUUUCACAAGCCAGAAACUUGAAAUAUUACGUAAAAUAGUGAAUAUUGGAGGAGGUACAAGACUGAACAAAAUCACUGCUAACAUAUCUCAUGUUGUCAUGGGAGAAAAAAUAGCAUCUCAUGUGGAGCAAAUUGAGAAGGAAAAUAUAAGGCCCCAUAUAGUGCAUGGUCACUGGCUACUUCAGUGUUUCAAACAAGGGAAACAUGUUCCAGAAGCAGACUUUGAGUGCCUUCAACUAGCGCCUCAGGACCCCUUGUCUCCUAGUAUAAAAAGGCAAAGUCUGAACAUCUCUACAGCAAGAAAUAAAUCAGCAAAUGAAUCCUUGCGAGCACCAACAGAAGAUGAUGAUGUCACAAUGAUGGAGAACCCUCCUGAAGUUGAUGAUGUCAUGAGUCAGUACCUCCCACAGAACAACAUACCAGAUUUGACAGAUGAUAGUGCACUUCUAAGAGCUGUCGAGGGAGUUGAAAAUGACAUGGCACCUAAAGGGGACAGCAAGGAACCUAUCAGCAAUGCACCCGAGGAGACCACUAGACCUGAUGACAGUGGAGAUGAAACACCAGAUGAGAUAGAGGGAAUGCCUGCUGAAGUCCCCACCCAGCAAAGCAUACUUGGUGGCAAGACAUUUGUGAUUCUGGGUUUUGAGACAGAAAUGGAAAGUCAACUGGUAGAGCUGGUCAAUGAAAAUGGAGGGAAGGUGUUUGGGCCUACUAAGAAGGGAGUGCCUGACUAUGGGGUGGUUCCCAUCCUAGGGUGUGAGGUGACCCGUACAGUGGGGGAGGUUGUCACAAAUGCUUGGCUGCAAAUCUGUAUAGAGGAUGAGAUGGUGCAUGAAGCCAACAGCAACCCUGCAUUUGUCCCAGUAGAGCUACAACUAGAUGUACAGCCAUUGGAUGAUUGUGUUGUCUCCAUAAGUGGUUACAAAGGCACAGAGAGAGAUUGUCUGAUGCACCUGGCAGAACUUCUUGGAGCGAAGAGCCAGGAGUACUUUGUGAGGAGGGCUAGUAAAGGUUACCUUGCUACAACACACCUGCUGAUCAAUGAACCAGGCGGCUCCAAGUAUGAAGCUGCUAAGAAAUGGGGCAUUCCAAUCGUCACCAACAAAUGGAUAUUUGUAGCUGGAAAGACUGGUAAAAAACCACCAGAAGAGAAGUACCAUAUAGAUGCAGAGACUGCUGAUCAAAACACUAGUGUUAUUGCAAAUAAUGUUGCAAACACUUCAACUGCACAAGCGCCUGAAACGCAUGUGCAACAAAACAAACAGACCGUAGUAUCACACACAGAAAGGACAUCGAUUACAACUACACCUAAACCAUCCACACCAAAACCAGACACACACAAGGCAGCCACACCACUAGUAACACCAAAACCUGCCAUGCCUAAAGAAGCUACGCCUGUUUGGGUCUCAAAUGCCGAAGCCUCAGAUAAUCAUUUGAAAGAUGCACUGAAGAACUCUAUUAAACGGCAAAUGGUGAAGGAGAUUAACUUCAGGACUCCAAAACUUGUAAACAGCAGAGUAAAAGCCCUGAUGAAUACAGAAGGUAGUGGUAAACCAUCCUCUCUACUCACUCCCAACCAUCUUGCUGGUGUUGAGUCACCUAGUGCUUUCCUAGAUCCAAAUAAAUCAUGGUAUCCAGAUUUUGACUUCUCUGGUAUAAUAGACCAGAUAGAAUCACCAGAAGUCAACAGGAGAAAGUCUAGUUUGUCAGAUGAUGAGUUGAAGACUUUACUCAAGGAAGCCAUGGUGAUUGCCCUCAAGAACUCUGAGUUGUCUGAUGAGAGUAGUGCUGAUGAUGAAUCUGCUGAACAGUCAGCUAAACAAGCUAAAGUCCAGUCUCCAGUAGCUCCCUUACAUGGUGUAGUAAUAGGAGUGAGUAAGAAACUAACAGCCAGACAAGCUGAUUUUAACAGUAUUGCUAAUGCCCUUGGGGCUGAUUACAGGUGGACUUACGAUACCUCCUGUACCCACUUCAUAUACCAGAGCAAUCGCUCCAAUGACAUGACUAAAGAGUUCCGGCUAGCAAAAGAACAGGCCAAGCAUAUUGUCUCUCCACACUGGCUCACUGUGUGUCAAGAACAGAAUGCCAGAGUUGACGAAUCCUUGUUUCCACACAACUACAAUCCAAACAUGACCUUGUCUAUUUCCAAGAAAACUCCUGCAAGGACAAGACUGUCCAGACGGUCAAUGCGGCAGCCUAUCAAAGAAAAACUUACAAUAGAAAAUAGCACCAAACAAAAUGACUUGAGGUUAACAGAAGACAAUACAAUGAAAAAUACUAAAUUGAAUGAAUUAACACUUGUGACCAAAUCAACAGAUGUGGAUGUAAAAUGUGAUGAAAAGACUAAUAGUAUAACUGAUAAAGACACUACUAAAAGUGAGAAAGUGAAUAAUGAUGUUGAAAUGUCCACAAAAGAAUCAAAUGUAUCUAAUCAAGAGACUAAAAAGAGUGAUAGAGAUCUAUGUGGGGCUGUUCCACAUGAUGAAAGUGCUAAUGAUGGCUUUGAUAUGGACACCACACAGAGUGAUGAUGAAGCUUUGGCACAGGCAGCAGCUGAGGUUACCAACCAAGGCCCUGAAACACAGGAGAUGAAAACAAACAGCGCUUCCCUAGAAAUGCGAGAUGAAAUAACUAAACAACUAGAGCAUGUAAUGGCCUCUGUAGCUAAUAAACCUGCUAGAAAAAGAAACAGUCGCAUAAACUCUGCUAAUUUGAAUUCCUCUGGGGAGAAUCCUGCUGACAGAAGCCGUCCUUCUUCAAGGACCAGGGGCAUUGUGACAUACUCAUUGGAGAGGAAGGAUAGUGAUGGUACAGGUAGACGAUCAACAAGGAGCGCAGCAAACGCUCGAGCUAUAGAGACUGAUACAGAGGCCUCUCAGAGGGUCCAGUUUACAUGGGAUGAUCCAAGAGCACGGAUGGAGAAGGAACGUUUGGCUGAGCAGUUGAAUGGAUCCCUCAGUCCAGAACCUCUCUCAGAUAUACCAGACAAUGAAGCAGAUGAGUCUAUCAUAACUUUUAAAAAUCCUAUGAGUUUGACAUCCCCCAAGGAGCGCAAUGAGGACAGCAAUAGUAAUAGUAAAGACAGAAUAACAACUCCUGAGCCUCCCCCUCUAGCAUUCCCUCUACCCAAGAAUAGCCACCAGGAGACAGCACAACCUAUAGAGCUUAUAGAAGAGGAGUCCAGAGAUCUCCCACAGGAGAACAUAAAACCAAAGGAGCCACCAUUCUUUCUACUUUCUGGCCUGACCCCCGAGGAGAGAGAUGAUUACGGGGCAUUAGUUGAGCAGAUAGGUGGCACUGUAUCAGACUCACUGUGCUACGACCCUAGGUGCACACAUCUAGUCAUAGGUCAGCCUACCCGUAAUGAGAAGUUUCUGUCCUGUGUGGCUGCUGGGAAAUGGGUGCUGCACAAGUCUUACCUAGAGGAAUGUAGGGAAGCUGGUCACUUUGUAGAGGAGGCAGAACAUGAAUGGGGGAGUGAUAACACUUUAGCACUACUAGCUAACAACCCUAAGGGAGAGCAAGCAAAGAAGUUAGCACGGGCAGCUAAAAGAUGGCGCAAUCGAUUGCAAGAUGAGAAUCAGAAAGGGGCAUUUAGCGGAUGGCGCUCAAUUGUAUAUACCGACACCACUAAAGCUAGUGGCUUCUCUAGGCUAUUGCAAGCUGGUGGGGCAGAGGUGACAGCGACGAGACCACCAUUCACACAACUCAACAAUGUCUCACAUGCCUUCAUGGAGCUACAUAAAGUCAAUGAAAAGAUUGACUUGGCAUUAUUCCUGUCUGCAGAGGUGAAAUGUUUAAAGCCUGACUACAUAGCAGCCUUCCUCACUGAUGACCCUCCACCUGACACUGGAGCUCAUUGUAUUCCUGAGGUCUCAAAACUUAAGGCACAAAUGAAUAAUGAAACAGAAGAGUUAAGUUUACCAAAAACCAGAAAACGUAAGCCUUCAACAGUAACGACACCUAGUGGCAAAAGGACCAGGAAACGAUGACAAAGCAACUCUCCAUCCAUCAUUAUAAAGAAUUAAUAUUUUGGAGGAUUUUUUCUCUGAGGUUCAGUGAAUGAAUACAUCCAACAUUUGAGUUAUAUUGAUAAAUAUGGACAACCUGUUGUGUAUGACUUUAUAAUCUGAAACUGCCAACCAGACAACCCAGUCACUUUUGGUGAAUUUGUCGAUUUAAAAAUUGAAACAAUUUCCAUCUUUGUCAAAAUCUUAGAUAAAUCCUUUGUUCUUUGUUUACGGUGGAGCAAAAAGUGACAUGGUCAGAAGUUGAACAGAUUUGUACCUUUUAUUGUUAUUACCACAUAAAUGCGCCACAUGAAGCAUUAAUAUUUAGAAAGAAAAACAUGUACAUUGUCGUGGUAAUGACACUGUUGGGAUAGACUAUAAUUCAUACUGGGACAUUGAAGAACUGGUUACAAAAGGUGUUCACUCGAGAGAAGUGUUAAAAUUGAUUAUUUAUGAUUUAAUACUACAAGACUAAAUGUCUUAAAUGUAAUCUCUUAUUUAAUGAUACCUUGUGGUACUGUAUGUAAAUAUUCACAUAUUAGCUGUAGUAAUAGUACAUGUCUAUAGGAUGUUCAAGUGCAGUUUAAAAACUGAGAUUUUUGAAUUAUUUCAGUUAAAGUUUGUCAAAAUGAGCUUUUAAACUUUUUUUUAAUAAUGAACAUUGAUGAGCAUGUUAUUUAAUUCUAUUUUUAAUUGUAAAGUUUGUACAUGUAU